Molecule: messenger RNA, 2500 nt
Organism: Salmo salar (Atlantic salmon)
Lineage: Eukaryota; Metazoa; Chordata; Actinopteri; Salmoniformes; Salmonidae
Gene: t2fb
Product: Transcription initiation factor IIF subunit beta
Biological process (GO): transcription by RNA polymerase II; transcription initiation at RNA polymerase II promoter
Cellular component (GO): transcription factor TFIIF complex
Source: RefSeq, marked provisional
AGCCUACCUCAUAACGCCAAACGAAUUGUAAUGGUAACGUGUAAGAGGUCAUUUCAACAGUUUUAAACAUGUCAGAGAAAGGCGAAGUGGACUUAACUGGUGCUAAACAGAACACGGGCGUGUGGCUGGUAAAGGUGCCCAAAUACCUGUCACAGCAAUGGGCCAAAGCAUCAGGAAGAGGAGAGGUGGGGAAGCUCCGGAUCGGCAAGAACCAAGGGAAAGCAGAGGUGGCAUUCACUCUGAACGAAGACCUGACCAUGAUUGACAGCCUCGGGGACAAGCCAUCGGGGGUGCAGGCCCCCAGGGACCACCCGUUCACCAUGCAGACUGUAGGAGGACAGACCCUGGCCGUGUUCACUGAGACCCAGUCAGAGUCAUCUAAGGAGAGAAUCUCCCUGGAGGGCCUGGUGGUGCAGAGAGCUGAGUGUAGACCUGCUGUCAGCGAAAGCUACAUGAAACUCAAGAGACUGCAGAUAGAAGAGUUAUCCAAGCCAUUGAGAUUGUCUCAGCAACUAGAAAAGGCUGUUACCACCAACUACAAACCAGUGGCCAAUCAUUCCUACAACCUGGAGUAUGACAGGAAGAAGAAGGACGAAGGUAAAAGAGCGAGGGCCGAUAAGCAGCAGGUGUUGGACAUGUUGUUCUCGGCUUUUGAGAAACACCAAUAUUACAACAUCAAGGACCUGGUGGACAUCACCAAACAACCUGUGAGUUACCUGAAAGAGAUUCUGCGUGACAUCGGCAUCUACAACGUGAAGGGAACCCACAAGAACACCUGGGAGCUCAAGCCAGAGUACAGACAUUACCAGGGAGGAGAGGAGGAGAAGGAGACCGACGACUAGCCUGGUCUGGGGGCUCCACCACUAGCCUGGUCUGGGGGCUCCACCACCAGGAGAAGGAGAACGACGACUAGCCUGGUCUGGGGGCUCCACCACUAGCCUGGUCUGGGGGCUCCACCACCAGGAGAAGGAGAACGACGACUAGCCUGGUCUGGGGGCUCCACCACUAGCCUGGUCUGGGGGCUCCACCACCAGGAGAAGGACGACUAGCCUGGUCUGGGGGCUCCACGACUAGCCUGGUCUGGGGGCUCCACCACCAGGAGAAGGACGACUAGCCUGGUCUGGGGGCUCCACCACCAGGAGAAGGACGACUAGCCUGGUCUGGGGGCUCCACGACUAGCCUGGUCUGGGGGCUCCACGACUAGCCUGGUCUGGGGGCUCCACGACUAGCCUGGUCUGGGGGUUCCACGACUAGCCUGACCUGGGGGCUCCACCACCAGGAGAAGGACGACUAGCCUGGUCUGGGGGCUCCACGACUAGCCUGGUCUGGGGGCUCCACGACUAGCCUGGUCUGGGGGCUCCACCACUAGGAGGAGACUGACGACUAGCCUGGUCUGGGGCCCCACCACCAGGAGAAGGACGACUAGCCUGGUCUGGGGCCCCACCACUAGGAGGAGACUGACAACUAGCCUGGUCUGGGGCCCCACCACCAGGAGGAGAAGGACGACUAGCCUGGUCUGGGGCCCCACCACUAGGAGGAGACUGACGACUAGCCUGGUCUGGGGCCCCACCACCAGGAGGACGACUAGCCUGGUCUGGGGCCCCACCACCAGAAGGACGACUAGCCUGGUCUGGGGGCUCCACCACUAGGAGGAGAAGGACGACUAGCCUGGUCUGGGGCCCCACCACCAGAAGGACGACUAGCCUGGUCUGGGGGCUCCACCACUUGGAGGAGAAGGACGACUAGCCUGGUCUGGGGCCCCACCACCAGGAGGACGACUAGCCUGGUCUGGGGGCUCCACCACUAGGAGGAGAAGGACGACUAGCCUGGUCUGGGGCCCCACCACCAGGAGGACGACUAGCCUGGUCUGGGGGCUCCACCACUAGGAGGAGGAGGACGACUAGCCUGGUCUGGGGCCCCACCACUAGGAGGAGAAGGACGACUAGCCUGGUCUGGGGCCCCACCACCAGGAGGACGACUAGCCUGGUCUGGGGGCUCCACCACUAGGAGGAGGAGGACGACUAGCCUGGUCUGGGGCCUCCCUAGAGAGCUCACCAGUAGAUGGGAGUGUCGUUUUGUUUUUAAUGAUGCAGAGAAGUAAAGUUGUCAAGCUUCUGAUGUGUUUAGUUGGCCAGUUAGGACCAAAUCACUGGCCUUAUACUACAUGUCGGUGAAGUCCCAAGUGGCACCCUGUUCCCUAUAUAGUGCACUACUUUCAAACCAGGACCCCUUGUCAAAUUUAGUGCACAGGGUGCCACUUGGGGACACAUUUGAAGGAUUCCUAGUGUUCUGAGCAGUGAGGUGCUUUAGGUUCAUCUCACCUGGGCCACUAUGAGCUGGUUUAUUCCUGUGUUUGUUAUCUGACCGUUUUACAUUCAAUCAGGGAUCCUUCAGAAGUGUUUUCUGCGUACAGAUACACGGCAACCAAGGGUCAAUACGUACAAGUUGUUUUUAAUGGACUGUUGGUAUAAAAAAAAUUAAAAAUUAUUUUGUAAAAAAA